AUGCACAAAUCCACUUCCUACACUUCUGUGCCUUCAAAUGCAUCCGUUGAAAGCAUACACAGCAACCGAAGACGUCCUUCUAGGAGUUUCCGCACUGUAGAUCCCACGACCCUUUGCAUCCUCUUCUGUCUUCUUGCUAUAGUCCUCAUUUCUUUCACUGCGGGUUUGAAAAUUGGUGAGAGCUGGGCGAAGAAGUAUGGCAGCGAGGAAUUCGAUGCGAUGGGUAAGCAAAGGGGGGAUGGACUGAUGAGCCCGCAGGAUAUUAUUGGGGAGAGUGAGUUUCCUUAUUUCAAAGUGCGAAGGAGAGUGAUGAGACAGGAACUAGCUGAUGACGCUUAUGAGUAUAUAGUUCCGCAGAAAGAAGUCAUGUUCAAGUUCCCGAGUGGGUAUGAGGAUACUGGAGAGAAAGGAGAUCGGAUUUGGGAUGAGAUGAUGCCUCGUGGGUUUCUUCAAGCUCUUUGGAGAUUGGAUACUGAUAGAAGAUGUUCUAGUUGGAGCUGGGUUCUUGAGAGUUCCUCACCCGAGGUUGUAUGCUAUGCCUAGGAGUAAGAAGAUUGAGAAUGAUACAGAGGAGGCGGAGAUAUAUUCUGUGUCUAUGACACAUCAAUUGCAUUGCUUGGUGAGUAUCCUUUCAUCCGGUAUAGACAACAGACAUAAGAGAGACACCUGAAAACAGGAGUGAGCGAAAACAAACGAAAAAAGAAAGCUAACAACGAAUCAAGACAAUCCUAAGACAUGUAAUAAUCAAAUACGAAAAGAAUGAUAAAUCGAGAUUCGCAGGAGCUGGGCAUGAAUACCAUUGUCUUGAUUACAGUAAGCAAUGCUCCCUCCCCCUUCCAUGUACCAAAGUAUAGAAUUCACGAGAGGAAUCAAUUCAGUCCGGCAAGCUAUUCUCUGCGCAGGAGAUACCACGCUCGAUCAUGCUGAGAUUGAAUUUACUCCUGAUGGAAGGGAGAGGAGAUAUGGGUUUAAUGGUGCGAAUGCUACGCAUCAGUGUAGAGACUGGGAUGCAAUUCAGAGGGUUUUGGUUGAGAAGAGGGUGGAUGAUAAAAUUGGGAUUUUGUUUUGA
Molecule: messenger RNA, 1069 nt
Organism: Hymenoscyphus albidus
Lineage: Eukaryota; Fungi; Ascomycota; Leotiomycetes; Helotiales; Helotiaceae
Source: the annotation of a GenBank genome assembly